AUGGCAACAACAGCUGAAAAUCAAGUUCUUAUUAUUGGAGGUGGUCUUGCUGGUCUUGCACUUGGCAAUGUGCUUCAACAUCAUGGUAUCCCUUACACGGUGUUUGAACGCGAAAGUUCUCCCAAUGAUCGUUUACAAGGCUGGUCUUUGAGUAUGCAUUUUGUAUUGCCCAGACUCGCUGAAUUGAUCGACCCUGCAAAGUGGGCCGAAUUUGGUCCUCGUACAGCUGUCAAUCCUCAAGACCCACACAAUGUCUCCUUUGCGCUGAUUGAUGGUGUUAGCGGCAAGCCUUUUAUGCAACGUGGUGGACCUAAUCUUGGCGCUGGUGUAUAUCGUGUCAACCGAAAACGACUUCGAGACUGGUUAUCGGAAGGCAUCAAUGUCGUUUGGGGAAAGCAGUUUGAUCACUACACUACUACUACAGAAGAACAAGAUGGCGGUGUCAAGGCAGUGUUCAAGGAUGGUACUGAAGUAAGGGGUCGCUUGUUGAUUGGUGUGGAUGGAUCCAACUCGGCUGUGGCACAGCAAAAGCUUGGCACAAAGUUGUAUGAUGAAUGCACCAGCACGCAUCCUGUCAAAGCAUUGGGCACACAAACCAUCAUUGAUGCGGAGUUACGCAAGAAAAUCGAGGAGAUGUCUUCAGCUUUCAUGAUUGCCUUUGGACAAAAUCCUCCCUCGGGUGGCCCUAUGCCCUGUUUCUUUUCUUCGUUGAAUGAUGUUAUCAGCGACAAUGAAUUUUCCAUGCAAUGGAGUGUCUCGACUUUGGAUGAAGAUUUCAAGAUUGCUGAUACCGAUGCUGAACGUCUUCAACAAGCCAAGGAUCUCGUACGGAAAGGAAAUUUCUCUGGCCCUAUUGCGGAGAUGGCUCUCAACACAAAAGACGAUACACCUACUCUCGGCUUAAGAAUACGUGAACGUGCACCUCCAGAAGACCUUGGUUCUAUUUCCCCAGACAAUGUGGUUCUCGUUGGUGAUGCUGCUCAUGCAAUGACCAUGUUCCGAGGAGAAGGUGCUAAUCAUGCUAUCAUGGAUUCACUCGUACUUGGCGAACAGCUGAUCAAAUUAUACAAGGAUGAGAUCAGUUUGAAGGAAGCACUCGAUGUUUACUACAAGGAAAUGAUACCCCGUGGUCGUAAAGCUGUUCAAGAAUCUCAUGAGGCAGCUUUUACUAUGCAUAAAUCACGUGAAGCGAUCGAAGAAAUGGUUCAAUCCGUUAUCAAGCGACACACCGGACAGGAUCAAAAGGAAUAA
Messenger RNA from Lichtheimia ornata, 1251 nucleotides. RefSeq lists its product as uncharacterized. Bases 1 to 1251 code for a protein of 416 amino acids. The transcript has 2 exons. Gene Ontology annotation, molecular function: FAD binding. The record is from RefSeq and is a predicted model, not a curated record. NCBI's taxonomy places the organism in Eukaryota, Fungi, Mucoromycota, Mucoromycetes, Mucorales, Lichtheimiaceae.